UGUGUCUGGCAACGCCAAUUAUCUUACUGCUUGUGAAAUCCGGCGGUGCUUGAAUUUUUUCUAGAAACAUUUUAAACAAGGAAAUAACAAAAUUACACAAUGGAACAAUUUAAGGGUCUUCAAAAAUCUUUGUACAUUUGGACUGAUAAUGCGGAACUGGACAAACGUGUGGAACAGCUAAAGACAGCAACCGGCGGUGAGGUGGCUCUGGAAAACGUUCAUCGCCUUUCAUUUGCCUCCUACGCCUCGUCCAGUUUCGAUUUAAUUGUGAUAGAAUGCGCUCAAUUGACAGACAAUUAUGUGAAACUUUUGCACAUGCUGAAACCAAGUGGAAAACUCCAUUUGAUCUCGUUCAUUGGGGCAGCUGGCAGUUUGCUGCAAGAGAUUAAACUUUCCGGUUUCAUAAAUUGUAGCGAAGAUUCGGACAACACUCUAACCGCCGAGAAACCUGGCUACGAGACAGGCUCUUCGGCUCGUUUGUCGUUUGCCAAGAAGAACUCCAGUACAUUGAAUGUAUGGAAAAUAAGCGGCGAUGAUGAUGAACUCAUCGAUGAGGAGGAUUUGCUAGAUGAAGUCGAUAAACAGAAACCAGAUCCGGCUUCCCUUAAAGUGUGCAGUACCACAGGAAAGCGUAAGGCAUGCAAAAAUUGCUCCUGCGGCCUAGCCGAUGAGCUGGAAAACGAAAAGAAACAGGAGAAUGCCGCUAAACAGGCCUCCACCGAGAAUGCCAAGUCGAGUUGUGGAAAUUGUUAUUUGGGUGAUGCAUUCCGCUGCUCCAGUUGUCCCUAUUUGGGUAUGCCAGCCUUUAAGCCUGGCGAGAAGGUGCAAUUGGUGGAUAAUUUGCUGAAAUCUGAUAUUUAAGUAAAAUCAUUGAAAUGAAAAAGCAAACUGUUCCACGCGUUACUUAAAGACUUACACACAUGCAUAUAACACACACAUCUAUAUACAUUUCUAAAAGAGAUAUAUAUAUUUUAUUACAUUGGCUUACUAACACAAAACGCACAAAAAUAAUGUCAUAUGUAAAUAUAUUAUAUAUAUAUAGAGAACGCUCACAAAAAUUAAAAGCAUUAAAGCAUCUUGCUCUCACA
Molecule: messenger RNA, 1088 nt
Organism: Drosophila willistoni
Lineage: Eukaryota; Metazoa; Arthropoda; Insecta; Diptera; Drosophilidae
Gene: CIAPIN1
Product: anamorsin homolog
Exons: 3
Coding region: 100-861 (253 amino acids)
Biological process (GO): iron-sulfur cluster assembly
Cellular component (GO): cytoplasm
Molecular function (GO): iron-sulfur cluster binding
Source: RefSeq, a predicted model, not a curated record